AAAACACCCACAAGGAUAACUCGAAAGGCUGUUGAGCACUUUCAGUCCCUCGACUGUGCCACGAGCAGCCAGGAUGUCGGGGGCCUCGGUGAAGGUGGCUGUCCGGGUCCGGCCCUUCAACUCCCGGGAAACCAGCAAGGAGUCCAAAUGUAUCAUCCAGAUGCAAGGCAACUCAACCAGUAUUAUCAACCCAAAGAACCCUAAGGAAGCACCAAAGUCCUUCAGCUUUGACUACUCUUAUUGGUCCCACACAUCGCCUGAAGAUCCCUGCUUUGCAUCCCAGAGCCGUGUGUACAAUGACAUUGGGAAGGAGAUGCUCCUGCACGCCUUCGAGGGCUACAACGUCUGCAUCUUUGCCUAUGGGCAGACUGGGGCUGGGAAAUCCUACACCAUGAUGGGCAAGCAGGAGGAGAGCCAAGCAGGCAUCAUCCCCCAGCUGUGUGAGGAGCUGUUUGAGAAAAUCAAUGACAACAGCAAUGAAGAAAUGUCAUAUUCCGUAGAGGUGAGUUACAUGGAGAUUUACUGUGAGAGAGUCAGGGACUUGCUGAACCCGAAGAACAAGGGCAAUCUGCGGGUGCGAGAACAUCCUCUCCUUGGGCCCUACGUGGAGGAUCUGUCCAAGCUGGCAGUGACAUCCUACACAGACAUUGCAGACCUCAUGGAUGCUGGGAACAAAGCCAGGACUGUGGCAGCCACCAACAUGAACGAAACCAGCAGCCGCUCCCACGCUGUGUUUACAAUUGUCUUCACUCAGAAGAAACACGACACAGAGACUGAUCUCUCCACAGAGAAGGUCAGCAAGAUCAGCCUGGUGGAUCUGGCUGGGAGUGAGAGAGCUGACUCCACUGGUGCCAAAGGAACCCGGCUAAAGGAAGGAGCAAAUAUAAACAAGUCCCUCACAACUCUGGGCAAAGUUAUUUCAGCGCUGGCUGAAGUGAGUAAAAAAAAGAAGAAGACAGACUUUAUACCCUACAGGGAUUCUGUACUAACGUGGCUUCUCCGGGAAAAUCUAGGUGGUAACUCCAGAACUGCAAUGGUUGCUGCUCUCAGUCCAGCAGACAUAAACUAUGAUGAAACUCUGAGCACUUUAAGAUACGCCGACCGCGCCAAGCAGAUCAAGUGCAACGCCGUCAUCAACGAGGACCCCAACGCCAAGCUGGUGAGGGAGCUGAAGGAGGAGGUGACGAGGCUGAAGGAUCUCCUGCGUGCUCAAGGGCUGGGAGAUAUUAUCGACAUUGAUCCAAUGGGAGAUGAAUACUCUGGAAGUGGAGGCAAAUAUCUGAAAGAUUUUCAGAACAAUAAACAUAGAUACUUGCUAGCCACCGAGAAUCAACGUCCUGGCAAUUUUUCCACAGCCUCCAUGGGGUCCCUCACUGCAUCUCCAUCCUCCUGCUCUCUCAGUAGUCAGGUGGGCUUAACAUCUGUGUCCAGUAUACAGGAAAGAAUCAUGUCCACACCUGGAGGAGAGGAGGCCAUUGAGCGUUUGAAGGAAUCUGAGAAGAUCAUUGCAGAGCUGAAUGAGACAUGGGAAGAGAAACUGAGGAAAACUGAGGCCAUUAGGAUGGAAAGGGAGGCCUUGCUGGCAGAAAUGGGAGUUGCCAUUCGGGAAGAUGGAGGAACCCUGGGAGUCUUCUCACCUAAAAAGACUCCUCAUCUUGUGAACCUUAAUGAAGACCCGCUCAUGUCUGAGUGUCUGCUCUACUACAUCAAAGACGGCAUCACGAGGGUCGGCCAAGCUGAUGCUGAGCGAAGGCAGGACAUUGUCCUGAGCGGGGCCCAUAUCAAGGAGGAGCACUGCAUCUUCAGGAGUGAGAGGAACAACAAUGGGGAAGUUAUUGUUACUUUGGAACCUUGUGAACGAUCAGAAACCUACGUGAAUGGCAAGAGGGUGGUGCAGCCCGUGCAGCUGCGCUCAGGAAAUCGGAUCAUCAUGGGUAAAAAUCAUGUCUUCAGAUUCAACCACCCCGAGCAAGCACGGGCAGAAAGAGAGAAAACACCCUCAGCUGAGACUCCCUCGGAGCCAGUUGACUGGACAUUUGCUCAGAGGGAGCUCCUGGAGAAGCAGGGCAUUGACAUGAAGCAGGAGAUGGAGAAAAGAUUACAAGAAAUGGAGAUUUUAUAUAAGAAAGAGAAGGAGGAGGCUGAUCUCUUGUUGGAGCAGCAAAGACUGGACUAUGAGAGUAAACUGCAGGCCCUGCAGAAGCAGGUGGAGACUCGGUCCUUGGCUGCUGAAACCACAGAGGAGGAGGAGGAGGAAGAAGAAGUGCCCUGGACACGCCACGAGUACGAACUGGCCCAGUGGGCUUUCAGGAAGUGGAAAUUCCACCAGUUCACUUCCCUGAGGGACCAGCUCUGGGGAAAUGCAGUGUAUCUGAAAGAAGCCAAUGCAAUCAGUGUGGAGUUAAAGAAAAAGGUGCAGUUUCAGUUUGUCCUGCUCACAGACACCCUCUACUCCCCUCUGCCUCCGGAGCUUCUGCCCACGGAGCUGGAGAAGACCCGGGACAACCGGCCUUUCCCUCGGACCGUGGUGGCUGUGGAAGUCCAGGAUCUGAAGAAUGGAGCAACACAUUACUGGUCCUUAGAAAAACUCAAGCAGAGGCUGGAGCUGAUGCGGGAGAUGUACGACAGGGCGGGGGAGAUGGCCUCCAACAGCCAGGACGAGGGCGAGAGCACCAUGACGGGCAGCGACCCCUUCUACGACCGCUUCCACUGGUUCAAGCUGGUCGGGAGCUCCCCCAUAUUCCAUGGCUGCGUGAACGAGCGCCUUGCCGACCGCACGCCCUCCCCCACUUUCUCCACGGCCGACUCUGACAUCACUGAACUGGCUGAUGAGCAGCAGGAUGAGAUGGAGGACUUUGAUGAUGAGGCCUUUGUGGAUGACACUGGCUCCGACGUGGGAACUGAGGAGGGAUCAGACCUCUUCAAUGAUGGGCGCGACCCGUUUUACGACCGAUCCCCCUGGUUCAUUUUAGUGGGAAGAGCAUUUGUGUACCUGAGCAACCUGCUGUACCCGGUGCCCCUGAUCCACAGAGUGGCUGUUGUGAGUGAGAAGGGAGAGGUCCGAGGGUUCCUACGUGUGGCAGUUCAGGCCAUUGCAGCUGAUGAAGAAGCCCCAGAUUAUGGAUCUGGUAUCCGACAGUCUGGCACAGCUAAAAUUUCCUUUGACAAUGAGUACUUUGAUAAGAGCGAUUUUUCUUCAGUUGCAAUGACUCGGUCUGGGCUGUCACUGGAAGAAUUAAGAAUUGUGGAAGGGCAAGGACAGAAUUCAGAGGUUACCACUCCUCCAGAGGAGAUCAACAGAAUGAAUGAGCUGGACUUGAAGUCGGCCACUUUGGAUGGGAAGAUGACUCUGGAAGGAUUCACUGAGGAGAUUGGGGACCACCUGAAGCUGGGCAGUGUGUUCACCUUCCGGGUGACAGUGCUCCAGGCCAGUGGCAUCCUGCCUGAAUAUGCAGACAUUUUCUGCCAGUUCAACUUUCUGCACCGGCACGAUGAAGCUUUCUCAACAGAACCCCUCAAAAACAACGGCCGAGGGACUCCCCUGGGCUUCUACCACGUUCAGAAUAUCGCUGUGGAAGUGACGGAAUCCUUCGUGGAGUACAUCAAAACAAAGCCCAUUGUCUUUGAGGUCUUUGGGCAUUACCAGCAGCAUCCCCUCCACCUGCAAGGACAGGACCUCAACAGCCCUCCACAGCCUUCCCGAAGAUUCUUUCCUCCCCCCAUGCCACUGUCAAAGCCAGUGCCAGCUACAAAGCUGAACACCAUGAGCAAACCCAGCUUGGGCCAGAGUGUGAGCAAAUACGACCUCCUGGUAUGGUUUGAGAUCAGUGAACUGGAGCCAACAGGGGAGUACAUCCCUGCCAUUGUGGAUCACACCGGGGGCCUGCCCUGUCAGGGGACCUUCCUGCUCCACCAGGGAAUCCAGCGGAGAAUCACAGUCACCAUUAUCCAUGAGAAGGGCAGUGAGUUGCACUGGAAAGAUGUGAGGGAGCUGGUUGUUGGACGUAUAAGAAAUAAAGCAGAGGUAGACGAGGCUGCUGUGGAUGCCAUUCUGUCUUUGAAUAUUAUCUCUGCAAAAUACCUGAAGUCCUCUCACAGCUCCAACAGGACUUUCUACCGGUUCGAAGCAGUUUGGGAUAGUUCCUUGCAUAACUCCCUCCUCCUCAACCGAGUGACACCAUAUGGAGAGAAGAUCUAUAUGACCCUCUCUGCUUACCUGGAGCUGGACCACUGCAUCCAGCCUGCAGUCAUCACCAAGGACGUGUGCAUGGUGUUCUACUCCAGGGACGCCAAGAUCUCCCCACCGCGCUCGCUGCGCAACCUCUUCGGCAGCGGCUACUCCAAGUCCCCAGACUCCAACCGAGUCACGGGGAUCUAUGAACUAAGUUUAUGCAAAAUGGCAGACACAGGCAGUCCAGGAAUGCAGAGGAGGAGGAGGAAAGUCCUGGAUACAUCUGUGGCAUAUGUGAGGGGAGAAGAGAAUCUUGCUGGUUGGAGGCCCAGGGGUGACAGCCUCAUCCUGGAGCAUCAGUGGGAACUGGAGAAACUGGAACUGCUGCAUGAGGUGGAGAAAACCCGGCACUUCCUUCUGCUCCGUGAAAAGCUCGGUGACAGCAUCCCCAAGUCCCUGAGUGACUCGCUGUCCCCCAGCCUGAGCAGUGGCACCCUCAGCACCUCCACCAGCAUCUCCUCCCAGAUCUCCACCACGACCUUCGAGAGCGCCGUGACGCCCAGCGAGAGCAGCGGCUACGACUCGGCCGACAUCGAGAGCCUGGUGGACAGGGAGAAGGAGCUGGCCACCAAGUGUCUGCAGCUCCUGACUCACACUUUCAAUCGGGAAUUCAACCAGGUGUACAACAGCAUCAGUGAUUGUAAGCUGUCGGAUAUUUCUCCCAUCGGGCGGGACCCGUCCGUGUCCAGUUUCAGCAGUGCAACCCUCACCCCUUCAUCUACCUGCCCUUCUCUGGUGGAUUCCAGAUGCAACUCGAUUGAUCAGAAGACACCAGAAGCAAAUUCUCGUGCCUCCAGUCCCUGUCAUGAGGUGGAACAGUUCCAGAUAAUUCCUGCAGUAGAAACUUCCUAUCUUGCCAGAGCUGGAAAGAAUGAGUUCCUAAACCUCGUUCCUGAUAUUGAGGAAAUCAGACCAGGCUCUGUGGUCUCCAAGAAAGGAUACCUCCACUUCAAGGAGCCUCUCUCCACCUCCUGGGCCAAGCACUUCGUGGUGGUUCGCCGUCCCUAUGUUUUUAUUUACAACAGUGACAAAGACCCUGUAGAAAGAGGAAUCAUCAACUUAUCCACAGCCCAGGUGGAAUACAGUGAGGAUCAGCAGGCAAUGGUAAAGACACCCAACACCUUUGGAGUGUGCACAAAGCACCGUGGGGUCCUGCUGCAGGCCAUCAACGACAAGGACAUGAACGACUGGUUAUAUGCCUUCAAUCCUCUCCUGGCUGGCACAAUUCGGUCAAAACUGGCUCGAAGGCGCACGGGCCAGAUGAAGUACUGAGUCCAUGUAAUGUUCUCAUCUGUCCCCUGCCUCACCUCCUGGUAGAUGGUGUUACCUCUCAUUUUCUCUUUGUGAUUCUUGACAGUUUCUCUUGUAUGUAAUCCUGUGGCUUAACAUCCCCCACCUGCCCCACUCCUUCAGCACAUUUUCUAGGUAUUCUAACCCUACCUUGUUUCUUUUCACCUGUACCAGAACUGUACUAGUAGCAUGUGGCCAAACAAAAAGAGAAAGAAAAAAAAAAAUCAAAAAAAAAAAGGAGUGAUUAUGCACGACUCAAAAAAAGAAAAAAAAAUUAUUUAUUUUUUGUUAUAACAAUUGUUUUUCCCAUUUCAACUGACCUUUUGGUGUCUGUCCCACUGUCUGUUGUUGUCUGUCUGGACUGCUGCAGAGUUUUCAUUCAAUUUGGGACUUGGCAGUGGUCAUUGGUUCCCUCAGGGCAAAGUUCCAAUGCCAGGGAAAGAUAAAUUCUUCAAUGUAGACAUUACCCAGCCAGGAACUGCAAUAGCUCCUCAGGCUUUCUGGAUCCAGCCUCUAAUUUCAACUCUGUUGAGAGCUGAUAUUGGACAAAUCUAUCUGGGCAGACUGGAGUUUGGACUUUUUGAGUUUCCAGGGUCCAACAGGCAAAGGGGAUGAGCUGGAAAAAGACAGGGAACAAACCAGGAAGGACUGGCCAGGAAAAUCUGCCUUGAAGCUCCUGCUGUGGGGUUGCAGGUGAACAGUGCUUGGCUUUAACUCUCACCCAAAGGAGUUGCCACCAACACUCCCCUGCCUCUGAGCUGAUGUGAGGAGGAAUAGAUCCCGUGGCUGAAAUAGUACAUAAAAUCCCCAAAAUGUCAGAUGCUCAGCCUGGUAUUUGGCAGAUGGAGAGUGUUAAAUGGGAAGGGAACUGUGGUUGUUCCCUGGAGCAGGAGAUCACCAUGGAGGGCAGGUCUCCUCUUGCUGCUCCUGGUCCUGACUCUGGAGUUCUGCAGGAACAGUUCUCACCUCUCUGGGAAGAGGUUUAGGGCUGUCACUGGUGUGUCAGGGUUGGCUGCUCUGGGGCAUUGUUCCAGAAGGCCUGUUUGUGCAUCCCUGAGUGAUGCUCAGGUGUCACCCCACCUGUCCAUGGGGAGCAUCCUCGGCCUAGGAAACACUUCCCAGGCAGCCCCAGCACUUGCAGUUUUCUCCAGGGAGCAGCAGGACACUUUCAGUUCCUUUUGCAAUAACUGUCACACGUCUCCUAAUUUCCUUGCUGCAGUUUUCAUCAGCUGAACCCCACUAGUUAAUUUGAGCUUCAGAGUUAGUCCUUCCUGGAGGACAGAUGAAGUGGAUCCUGGUCCUGGUCAGUGGAGUGUCAGAACUGGCUUCUUGGACAUCAGCUGGGUGGUGUCAGUUCCUGACCUACAGUUUGAAGUUCUCCUUGUGGCCAAAGCUUUGGCCUUUGCCCCAAGAAAGGAAAGCAGAAGGAAUUUCCUCUCUCUGCCAGGUUUUCAGGGAGGUUGGGGGGUGUGUGUUCUACUGUGUUUCAGACUGCUGUGUUCUACUUCCCUGGGCACUGGUAGGGCUCUGAUCCUGGGGAAUGGGCAGGAAUGUCAUUGGGAGGUUCCAGCCCCUCAAGGGAGAGGUAAAAGGGGGUUGUUCCACUAUUCCAGCAGGCACAUCUUGGCACACUCCAGCUCCAGAGGGUCAUUUGGAUUCAGGUCAUGCCUCAGCCGGUCAUGCCAUGCCAUGGGAAUUCUGUGGGACUGGAAUCCACUGAGCAAGGUUUUGGCUUUCUGGGGUUCUCAUUGUUCAGUCAAGUGCUCUGCACAGUGAGAGCUCCUAAAGCAGGGGUGGCAAAGGAGCAGGGAGAGGAGUCUGCCUCUUGCUAGGACAUAUCCUUCUAUCCCUCGAGAGAGUUCUCAAGCUAAAUCACCCUCUCCUGCUGCCUCUGUGGUGCUCAGAUUUGUUUCAGAACUGGAAGCCAGAGCGAGGGAGCAUCCUGGGGGCCCAGGAGCACGACAGGGAUGGUUUUGUGGUUUGUGUGUUGGUUUUUUUUUUUAUUAUUUUAUUUUUCCCUUCUGUUUUUUGUCUUGUUUAACUGUGUGUGACUCUAAAUACAGUGAUGAUAUUCCUUUGUUAUGCAAUGAUGAUAAAGCACUUCCAGUGUGUGGAUAAGACUCUUUGUCCUGCAGGAGGGCUCCUCACACUGGAGCUAAGCUGAUCUCAAGAAUUAGGUUAAUUCUAAGCAUUAAGUUAUUGCUGCCAUCACCACUGUUUAUGAUGGAAGUGGAACCAGUUUGAGGAGGCAGAGUGAUUUAGGUGGUGGUAGGUUGUGACACACUGAGAGCAUUUUAACUUUUAUCUUUUUCUUUUUUUAACUAGAAGAAAACUAGUUUGCUAAGUCUUUGCUUUGGAUAAGCCAGAGAAUGAACUAAGUGGAUAUAGGCAUUGCAUGGAAUCAUGAUUAAGGGAUCUUCCUUAAAAGCAGGAAGAGACAGAUGCUUAUUUUAUGCAGAGCUGGAAGUGUUACAGCCGUGUUGCAUAAAUGUCUCUCUUCUGUCUAAAAACCACAAGCAGCUUCUGGUGACUUGAUGUCUGUGUGGACAACAGAUCAUCAGAAGAGCAAAAUUCUCUUUUUAAGCAUCAGUAUCUCUUAAAGCUGCAUAAUUUGUGACAAAAUAGGUCCUGUUGUGUGGAGUUCAAAUGGGCAUUACUGUUUUCUAGUCUGGCAUAAAGGCAAACAAAGUUUUUUUCCAAUUACUGAAUCCUGCUCUGAGGCAUUUGAGUUUCCCUACUUAGAGCUGGAUUGAAAUCAAUCCAAGUUUUCUCUGAAAAGAUAACAAAGCAAAAAAAACACAAACCUGAAUUUCCAUCCACUUCCAGGCUUAGCCCAGCAUGUUAGAAAUUUCUCUUUGGAAACAGAGCAAGAAGGGGAAAAUGUGCUGAUUUGCCUUCUCCUGACACUUCUAAGCCCUCUCUUGGUUACCUGCUGUGUGUGUGUGGAGUCCCAGAGUCAAACAGCUCUUGGGACUCGGCCUCUGGAGAUGAGGCAUCUGCUGUGGGCCUGCCAGCCCAGAGAGCACACACAGAGCGAGCCUGGAGGGCUUUCCUGGGGAGAACCAGAGUGAAACUAGGCUGGGCUUGGGGCUUUGGGUUCUUCUCUAAAAGGAAGGAGAAAAUUACCCUUUUUGUCCAUUGAAAAUGAUGUUGAAUCUUCCUGAAUAGUUUAAAACUAAGCUAAACCUCCUAUACUGUAUUUUAGAAAUGCACUUUAAGUACCUUUUUAAAGAAGAUUCCCUCUAUUCUGGGAUGCAGAAGGGAAGGGAGUCCUCUUUCCACACUGCUGAAAAAGGGUUUUUCUGAUCAAUGGCUAAUAAUCCUGAUUACUAAUUAGCAAGGUAUUUCAAAGCAAAGACUUUACUUUUUGCUGCUUGUUAUCUAAUUUACAGGGAUUUAAUUUUAUGUAAUGUAUUGUAUAUUUAUACAUCUGUAAUUAAUUGCACAUUAGAUAAGGAAGAGGAUUAGCUUCAGUCUAACACCCACUGGUACCAUACAAUCAACUAAUAACUGCCUGUGCACGUGCAUCUGUCUGGUUCUCCUGCACAGCCUGAGUUGGUGGGAGUUUGUGCUGUGGUGGGUGUUUCUGUGGAAGGUGCAGCUGCUGAACCUGCUGCUGGAAGGAGGGAGGAUCCUGCUGCUGCUCGGGAAGGGUCUGGGAAUGUCCCUUGGGCCGGGUGUGUGUCCCAUCUCCACACUGAAGUUCCUCACCCCGGUCGUGGCCUGGCUGUGCUGUCUGUAGCAGGAAUGUAUUAACUUUGUGCUUCCUUGUUUAAAAAACCAUCAGCUGUUCAAGAGCAGGACUGACUUUUCUUUUGUUCAGAAGGCCAUUUAUGCGUUCUGCGUAUUCGAAACCAAAACGAGUCCAACACCAAGGAGGUGGUUGUGUCCAAUGUCAUUGGGAACAGGUUGUAAAUUGCCAGGAUCAGCUGUGGAUUCGGAAAACUGGGGGGAUGGAGCUCCUAAAUCUUCAGUUUUAAUGCUGCCAAGUGAAUGGCCUGACCCUGAACAGUGCUGAACUACCCCGUGCUUUCCUGGGGGCCAGGACUGGAAGCAGAGGGAGUCUCAGGUGAUCAGCACUCCCCAGGAUCAGGCCUUUAAUUUUCCACUCUGCUUGUCCACACUUCAUGUGCAGUUGGUUAUGGCUCCCGAAUUCGGACAUCAGACAUGCUGUUCACUGAACACAUCCCUUGGCAUGGCAGUGCCCGUGUCCCUGUCCAUCUCUGUACACAAGGUAUACAAGGUAUAUGCUGUAUAAGUGGCCUUCUCGAACAAAUCUCUUUGCAAACUGAUUUCAUCCCAGCGAAGGAGUGUAUCAGCAACACUGUACAUUAAUUUCAGGUUUUCAUUUUCUUAUUUUAUUUUGUAAAUAUAUCCGAUAUUUGGAGCUUGAGUAUACAAAAUGUAAAUAUAGUUCAUGUAUUUGUACUAAUUCUGAUCCAUUUGCUGUAUAGCCUUAGGUGUGCAAUGCAGAUAUCUAACUGUGUAUGGUAACCUUGCACCACUGAAUUGUUAGUGAACGAGGUGAAACAAUAAAGGUACAACCAGUGCAUUAGCAGGUAAAA
Messenger RNA from Manacus vitellinus (golden-collared manakin), 10086 nucleotides. It is a transcript of the gene KIF1B, whose product is annotated as kinesin family member 1B. The coding region runs from base 74 to 5503 and encodes 1809 amino acids. Lineage: Eukaryota; Metazoa; Chordata; Aves; Passeriformes; Pipridae. The record is from RefSeq and is a predicted model, not a curated record. Gene Ontology annotation, biological process: microtubule-based movement. The transcript is spliced from 47 exons. Gene Ontology annotation, molecular function: microtubule motor activity; microtubule binding; ATP binding.